GUGAGACGCCAGUGUCACCUUUAGCCCAACCAGUGCCCUGAGGGUGGCAUUUUCCUACCUUCCUGUAACGACCCCCGGGAUUGCCCAGGGCUACAGCCUCUCUCCCGUGAGCCUCCAGACCGCGCCCUGGCCCCGCCCCCCACCCCGAUUGGCCCGGCCGGGUCUGGGGGCGGGGCGUUUGCCCGGCCUUUCCAGGGCCGGGGAACCCCAGGAGGAAGCUGCUGAGCCAUGGGCGCCUACGCGCGGGCUUCGGGGGUCUGCGCUCGCGGCUGCCUGGACUCAGCAGGCCCCUGGACCAUGUCCCGCGCCCUGCGGCCACCGCUCCCGCCUCUCUGCUUUUUCCUUUUGUUGCUGGCGGCUCCCGGUGCUCGGGCCGGGGGAUACGAGACAUGCCCCACAGUGCAGCCGAACAUGCUGAACGUGCACCUGCUGCCUCACACACAUGAUGACGUGGGCUGGCUCAAAACCGUGGACCAGUACUUUUAUGGAAUCAACAAUGACAUCCAGCACGCCGGUGUGCAGUACAUCCUGGACUCGGUCAUCUCUGCCUUGCUGGCAGAUCCCACCCGUCGCUUCAUUUACGUGGAGAUUGCCUUCUUCUCCCGUUGGUGGCACCAGCAGACAAAUGCCACACAGGAAGUCGUGCGAGACCUUGUGCGCCAGGGGCGCCUGGAGUUCGCCAAUGGUGGCUGGGUGAUGAACGACGAGGCAGCCACCCACUACGGUGCCAUCGUGGACCAGAUGACACUUGGGCUGCGCUUUCUGGAGGACACAUUUGGCAAUGAUGGGCGACCCCGUGUGGCCUGGCACAUUGACCCCUUCGGCCACUCUCGGGAGCAGGCCUCGCUGUUUGCGCAGAUGGGCUUCGACGGCUUCUUCUUUGGGCGCCUUGAUUAUCAAGAUAAGUGGGUACGGAUGCAGAAGCUGGAGAUGGAGCAGGUGUGGCGGGCCAGCACCAGCCUGAAGCCCCCGACCGCGGACCUCUUCACUGGUGUGCUUCCCAAUGGUUACAACCCGCCAAGGAAUCUGUGCUGGGAUGUGCUGUGUGUCGAUCAGCCGGUGGUGGAGGACCCCCGCAGCCCCGAGUACAACGCCAAGGAGCUGGUCGAUUACUUCCUAAAUGUGGCCACUGCCCAGGGCCGGUAUUACCGCACCAACCACAUUGUGAUGACCAUGGGCUCGGACUUCCAAUAUGAGAAUGCCAACAUGUGGUUCAAGAACCUUGACAAGCUCAUCCGGCUGGUAAAUGCGCAGCAGGCAAAAGGAAGCAGUGUCCAUGUUCUCUACUCCACCCCCGCUUGUUACCUCUGGGAGCUGAACAAGGCCAACCUCACCUGGUCAGUGAAACGUGACGACUUCUUCCCUUACGCGGAUGGCCCCCACCAGUUCUGGACCGGUUACUUUUCCAGUCGGCCGGCCCUCAAACGCUACGAGCGCCUCAGCUACAACUUCCUGCAGGUGUGCAACCAGCUGGAGGCGCUGGUGGGCCUGGCGGCCAACGUGGGACCCUAUGGCUCCGGAGACAGUGCACCCCUCAAUGAGGCGAUGGCUGUGCUCCAGCAUCACGACGCCGUCAGCGGCACCUCCCGCCAGCACGUGGCCAACGACUACGCGCGCCAGCUUGCGGCAGGCUGGGGCCCUUGCGAGGUUCUUCUGAGCAACGCGCUGGCGCGGCUCAGAGGCUUCAAAGAUCACUUCACCUUUUGCCGACAGCUAAACAUCAGCAUCUGCCCGCUCAGCCAGACGGCGGCGCGCUUCCAGGUCAUCGUUUAUAAUCCCCUGGGGCGGAAGGUGAAUUGGAUGGUACGGCUGCCGGUCAGCGAAGGCGUUUUCGUUGUGAAGGACCCCAAUGGCAGGACAGUGCCCAGCGAUGUGGUGAUAUUUCCCAGCUCAGACAGCCAGGCGCACCCUCCGGAGCUGCUGUUCUCAGCCUCACUGCCCGCCCUGGGCUUCAGCACCUAUUCGGUAGCCCAGGUGCCUCGCUGGAAGCCCCAGGCCCGCGCACCACAGCCCAUCCCCAGAAGAUCCUGGUCCCCUGCUUUAACCAUCGAAAAUGAGCACAUCCGGGCAACGUUUGAUCCUGACACAGGGCUGUUGAUGGAGAUUAUGAACAUGAAUCAGCAACUCCUGCUGCCUGUUCGCCAGACCUUCUUCUGGUACAACGCCAGUAUAGGUGACAACGAAAGUGACCAGGCCUCAGGUGCCUACAUCUUCAGACCCAACCAACAGAAACCGCUGCCUGUGAGCCGCUGGGCUCAGAUCCACCUGGUGAAGACACCCUUGGUGCAGGAGGUGCACCAGAACUUCUCAGCUUGGUGUUCCCAGGUGGUUCGCCUGUACCCAGGACAGCGGCACCUGGAGCUAGAGUGGUCGGUGGGGCCGAUACCUGUGGGCGACACCUGGGGGAAGGAGGUCAUCAGCCGUUUUGACACACCGCUGGAGACAAAGGGACGCUUCUACACAGACAGCAAUGGCCGGGAGAUCCUGGAGAGGAGGCGGGAUUAUCGACCCACCUGGAAACUGAACCAGACGGAGCCCGUGGCAGGAAACUACUAUCCAGUCAACACCCGGAUUUACAUCACGGAUGGAAACAUGCAGCUAACUGUGCUGACUGACCGCUCCCAGGGGGGCAGCAGCCUGAGAGAUGGCUCGCUGGAGCUCAUGGUGCACCGAAGGCUGCUGAAGGACGAUGGACGCGGAGUAUCGGAGCCACUAAUGGAGAACGGGUCGGGGGCGUGGGUGCGAGGGCGCCACCUGGUGCUGCUGGACACAGCCCAGGCUGCAGCCGCCGGACACCGGCUCCUGGCGGAGCAGGAGGUCCUGGCCCCUCAGGUGGUGCUGGCCCCGGGUGGCGGCGCCGCCUACAAUCUCGGGGCUCCUCCGCGCACGCAGUUCUCAGGGCUGCGCAGGGACCUGCCGCCCUCGGUGCACCUGCUCACGCUGGCCAUCUGGGGCCCCGAAAUGGUGCUGCUGCGCUUGGAGCACCAGUUUGCCGUAGGAGAGGAUUCCGGACGUAACCUGAGCGCCCCCGUUACCUUGAACUUGAGGGACCUGUUCUCCACCUUCACCAUCACCCGCCUGCAGGAGACCACGCUGGUGGCCAACCAGCUCCGCGAGGCAGCCUCCAGGCUCAAGUGGACAACAAACACAGGCCCCACACCCCACCAAACUCCGUACCAGCUGGACCCGGCCAACAUCACGCUGGAACCCAUGGAAAUCCGCACCUUCCUGGCCUCAGUUCAAUGGAAGGAGGUGGAUGGUUAGGUCUGCUGGGAUGGGCCCUCCAAGCCCAAGCCUCCGCUCCGGGGGCAGACCAGACUCUGACUCUCCUCUUGGGGCUGCUGCCAUUAAAAUGCUACUACUAAGACUCA
Pan troglodytes (chimpanzee) is the source of this 3371-nucleotide messenger RNA. RefSeq names its product mannosidase alpha class 2B member 1 (gene MAN2B1). Gene Ontology annotation, cellular component: lysosome. Lineage: Eukaryota; Metazoa; Chordata; Mammalia; Primates; Hominidae. The record is from RefSeq and is a predicted model, not a curated record. Gene Ontology annotation, molecular function: alpha-mannosidase activity; carbohydrate binding. Gene Ontology annotation, biological process: mannose metabolic process. Bases 229 to 3264 code for a protein of 1011 amino acids. The transcript has 24 exons.